UCGUUUUGAAACAUCAAUCCCUAGACUAAAGUGCGAAAAUAGUAUGAGUAAUCCGAACCCAGAGAAAACGAAAGUGGAUGUUACUGAGGAAGAGAAAGAGGAAUCUGAUGAGCAAUGGAGCGAUGAAGAAACCAAUAUGAGAGAAAUUGUUCUCGGCCUCCCUGCUUUGAAUAUCAGCAGUAGAAUAUUUGGAGAGAGUAGUAGUGUCGUUGAGGAAGAUGCAGAAAAAGCGCGUUUGAAUGAGCAAGCGGUUCUUGCGGCGGGGUUGAUUUUGGCUGCGGCAGAGGAAGCGGUUAUGAAAGGAAUGAAUGAGGGAAGUGGGAGUGGUGGGAAGAAAAAGAGUAGACCAAGGAUAUCUACGCAAACCGAUGACGAAGGGGAUGGUUUGGGUGAAGGAGAAGCGAAAAAGCCGAAGAAGAAAGCAAAGGAAUUGACUCAUCCACCGAAAGGACCACCGGUUUGUCAUAUCUGUGGAAGAGGUUUCGGUUCGUGGAAGGCAGUGUUUGGGCAUAUGAGGGCUCAUAGAGAUAGAAACUAUCAAGGGUUUCUUCCUCCUCCUACAUUCUCUGCGGGGGCUGAAAGGUUUGUGAUUCCCGGGCUAAGAUCUGCUUUUACUAUUGCCACUGUCGGAGGAGGAAGUUCUGGUGGUGUAGCGGUAGGAGGAAGAAGUUCCGGUGAUUUUUCUGGCAGUGGUGGUGGUGAUGCGCCAGGAUCUGAAGGUGGGAGAGGUUCAGGUAUUGAUUUGAAUGUGGAACCUGUGGAGCAAGUAGAGGAAGCGACUGAAUCUGGAUGUAUUGCCAAGUUCGAUCUUAAUAAAUCUCCACCAAAAGAUGAAGAGGAAGAGGACAAACCCAAGUGAAAGAUUUUUUCAUACUAUUUAAUAAUUUACUAUAACACAUAGUAUAGUUAUUAUUUUCAUAUUUCAUAUUUGAUAUAUUUAUCUAACACAUUAUGUUGAUUCUUUGAAUUAGUAAUGUUUUGCAACAAUGAAGAAAAGGAAGAUCUUGUUAAAG
Molecule: messenger RNA, 1013 nt
Organism: Arabidopsis thaliana (thale cress)
Lineage: Eukaryota; Viridiplantae; Streptophyta; Magnoliopsida; Brassicales; Brassicaceae
Product: zinc finger (C2H2 type) family protein
Exons: 1
Coding region: 44-859 (271 amino acids)
Source: RefSeq, marked reviewed